Messenger RNA from Talaromyces amestolkiae, 1152 nucleotides. RefSeq lists its product as uncharacterized. Lineage: Eukaryota; Fungi; Ascomycota; Eurotiomycetes; Eurotiales; Trichocomaceae. The transcript has 2 exons. Gene Ontology annotation, molecular function: protein binding. Bases 1 to 1152 code for a protein of 383 amino acids. The record is from RefSeq and is a predicted model, not a curated record.
AUGCGUAUCCGUUCCUUGGGCUUCUUCGCGAGGCUCAAGGUCUCCAACCCGAUCAAGGAGACCUCGAGCAGUGAAGAACAGGAAGUGGAAACGCAAAAAGACACUGAGAUCCUCAGUCAGCAGCAAGACAAGCAAUGCUACAUUAUGGACCUCCCUACUGAGCUGUUAGCCCUCAUAUCCGCAGAGCUGGAUCCUCUCUCCGAAGCAUGCCUGGCAAUGACAUGCAAACGAUUACUGCUGAUUUCCGGAAAGUCCUUCCGCUCCGAUUGUCUACGAUUCAAAAAAGAUUUUGCACCCUUGUUACACCACUACCGUGAUUCUCAGACCUAUGCUAGCGAGCGCUGGAAGUUGAUCGAAAGGCUUGAGGAUAGAAGAUGGCUUGCUUGCUCCAAGUGCCUCAAGCUUCAUCCGCGGAUGGCGUUUCCUGCGAAAGAAUUCAGAUCUUCACCUACCGCACGAGUUUGCAACCUAGGCGAAUCGGCAGGAUUGGUCGACUUGUGUCCAUGUAUAAAACUGACGUUUCAAGACAAAGUGAAGCUGGUUAAAGAAUUGAAAGACCGGGAGGUUUUGAGCAAGAUGCCAUCGGCCAUAUUCGGAAGCCGCGGCUACGACGAAAGAUACUUGUGGCACUCGUGCACAGUGACAUACGGAUCAACCGAAUUCAAAAUUGAUAUUUACCCUGAGCUCAACGAUGCAGAACAACUGAUGAUUCGAACGGAGUAUCGGAUGAGCACGGCACCGCACACACUCGGAAAACAGCAACAUAUCUCACCCCGCUUUGGCUGCGCUCAUCGGUCGAUGGAUCUGUGGCUGUCUAGUAUAUCAACUUGCAGGACUUGCGGCACGGUACUGAAAUGUCCAAACCGACGGGCCCAUAUCUCUCCCGAAGCCGAUAAAGCGACGUACUUUUUCUGGACACUGAGAUGUCUAGGUAACUCUACGGCGAUGCCCGACGCAGAAUUUGCGGCGCAAAGAAUCCAUCCGAUUAAUCCAUAUAUUAGUAUAAAGAGCUGCCCCUGGACGAUUUGGAUGCAUCCGCCGCCGAGUCAUGCGCCUUCUCUCGGCAAUGACAUCUUGCAGCCGGCGCUGGAGGACAACAGUGCACAUUUCGCAAAUCAGAUGUACACUUCGCUGCAUCUUGCGCAGGCAUAG